AUGUGGAUCAAUUGCGGGCGAUUAUCCGACUUCACACAGGCGCGCUAUGUGAUCCGCCUAACAACCGGCAAGAAACUCGUGUUGUUCCGCCUCCCAACAAUCGACCCAUCAAACCCGAAAACCAACGAGACAAGCGAUGGAUGGUCCUACUAUGCCAUGGAAGCCGAAUGUCCGCAUGCCGGCGGGCCGAUGGCCGAUUCCCAAGUCGACAUUGAAGACUCCGCAUAUGUCGCAUCAUGCCCGUGGCACGCAUACGAUUUCAACGUAGAGACUGGCGAGUCGAGUGUUGGGAUCAAGGCUUGUACGUUUCCCGUUGAUGUGAGCGGCGAGUUCGUUGCCUUGGAUUUCCCUGUUGAAGAUGGCGCGGUUGUUGGGUUGGAGAAGGUCGAGCCUGUUAGUGAGAAGGUCAAGUUGAAGCACUCGCGCCCUUCGGAUUCGCCUGCUGUUGCGGCUGUAACUGCUGCAGCUGCAGCUUUAACUUUGACACCCAAAGACCCCGGUAUGGUGAAAUACCUCGACGACGACGCUACGCUGUGCGAUUGGGCGGCACAUGUCCUUAAUACUGCCAACCCGGAACACAAGAUUGAACUCACGACGCAUCUGUUCACUAUUUUCGCCGAAAGAGAGACCUCGGACUCGCCUAUGCCGCUUGGUCAGGGUACAGUGCUUCCACCAGAUGAACCGCCACGGGAGGACCUGGAGACCGUCAACCCGGGCGCGAUGCCGAAGGCUGGUCGGGGCGGGACCUUGAAGAGCCGCGUUGCCAUGCUGCAUGCGCUAGCCAAUAUCGAACUCUGGGCCAUCGACUUAGCAAUCGACAUUUGCAUUCGAUUCGCGACUUUCCAAACAGAAGGCACAGAACAACAACUGCCGCGGACCUUCUUCCACGACUGGUUGAAAGUCGCCAGCGAUGAAGCAAAGCACUUCUCCCUCCUCCGCACUCGACUUGAAGAACUCGGCUCUGGCUUUGGUUCGUUGCCUGUGCAUCACAGUCUCUGGUACUCUGCGACGGAGACGGCUUACGACCUCCGCGCGAGAAUCAGUAUUAUCGCUCUUGUGCAUGAAGCCCGCGGUCUUGAUGUCAAUCCUAUGACCAUUGAGAAGUUCCGUAAAGCUGGUGAUGCGGAUAGUGUGCAAUCACUUGAGAUCAUCCAUAAUGAUGAAAUCACGCAUGUUACAACUGGUCACCGGUGGUUAACGUGGAUCUGUGCCCAGGAGGGAACGGACCCCGUUCAGGUCUUCCGAUCGAAUGUGCAGAAGCAUUUCCGCGGACCGAUCCGCGGGCCGUUUAAUGAGGAGGCUCGCCUGCAGGCUGGCAUGGACAAGCGAUAUUAUGAGAAUCCUGUUGCUGGUGAAGUGGCUGUGGCAUGA
This is a messenger RNA of Penicillium antarcticum, 1371 nucleotides long. RefSeq names its product Rieske [2Fe-2S] domain protein. Lineage: Eukaryota; Fungi; Ascomycota; Eurotiomycetes; Eurotiales; Aspergillaceae. The transcript has a single exon. The record is from RefSeq and is a predicted model, not a curated record. The coding region runs from base 1 to 1371 and encodes 456 amino acids. Gene Ontology annotation, molecular function: 2 iron, 2 sulfur cluster binding.